AUGGGCAUUUUCCUAUCUGAUGCGCAUACUUUCACGGAGCCCAGAGCCGCGCUCAUAUCCAAUAAAUACUCUCAUAUUAGCAGGCCUUUCAAAGCAGAGUUGUAUAAUAAAGUCAAAGUCCUCACAUCUAUCGAUCUCAAACGACCCUCUACCGACACACCCACAUCAUCCUUCCUCCCCAGCAUUCAAAAUAUCGCCUUCCUAACCACCCUCUCAGCACUCGGUAUCUACACCCCAGCUGUCAUCGGCAUCGGCAUCAUGACAAGUCAUGUACAGGCAUCCUCUUUUCCUGCCUCGGGUGGCUUGAGUUCGAGUCCGCGGUGGAAGUCAAGCCCGAUCGAUCAUAAACGAAGACGCAGGGCACAUCCUAGAGAUGUUUCCGUUGCAGGUCCUGAUACCCAAGAUAAAUACUCUUAUCAUGUGGCCGAAGUUCUCGUUAAGAAGUUUGAAGAACUUCUCGGACGGGUAAAUGGACAGUAUCCCAGAUUCAAGAGCCCGGGACAUCUUCCAAAGUUCGCCACUUUGGGUAGAGAAAAUGAAAAUAAGGGUGAAUCAGCAGAUGCUCCGUCAUGUGAUUCAUCCACAAAUUCAGAAAAUCAGCUCACUCCCGCAAAAUCAGGUUUGCACCCCAGGACCUCGGAUUUUGACACGGCUAAUAACAAUACCUGCCAUACUACAGAUCUCAAAAUCCGGCAAAAUGACAAUACGCUCCAGCCUACAAAGGACGCACUUGUCUCCAGAGAUCUCAAAACUCGGCAAAAUGACAAGACACUCCAAUCAGAAGUAACCUCGCUUGUGCGUCGGGACCCGGAAUUCUCGCAAUUCUGGCAAAAUCUCAUACAUUUGUGUUGGGGCCCUGGUAUGCAUUGGAACGGGAAUGGUUGUGGCUCUGAUUGA
Sclerotinia borealis F-4128 is the source of this 897-nucleotide messenger RNA. The record is from the annotation of a GenBank genome assembly. Lineage: Eukaryota; Fungi; Ascomycota; Leotiomycetes; Helotiales; Sclerotiniaceae.